This is a messenger RNA of Aspergillus glaucus CBS 516.65, 1876 nucleotides long. Its product is annotated as MFS transporter. Bases 126 to 1778 code for a protein of 550 amino acids. NCBI's taxonomy places the organism in Eukaryota, Fungi, Ascomycota, Eurotiomycetes, Eurotiales, Aspergillaceae. Gene Ontology annotation, molecular function: transmembrane transporter activity. The transcript is spliced from 2 exons. The record is from RefSeq and is a predicted model, not a curated record. Gene Ontology annotation, biological process: transmembrane transport.
CCGGUACCCAUUAAUCAUUAAUCAGCUGAGAAUUCUUUCUUUCAGACAGGUCUUUUAUUCCCUCUCUUUUCCUCUUUGUCUGCUGUCUAUCUUGUCUUUCAGGUACAGACAGACAGGCAGGCAGAAUGCAGGCCUACCUCCAAUACCGCCGCAUAGGCCAAGCCGUGCAGAAGCAACUCGACGACUAUCCAGAACUAGCGCAUCUGCCUGAACAUCACCAAGUCCCAGACCUCCCAGAACAACCAUCGCAAACACCAGACACGCAAGAGAAACCCGAAUUCUCAACCAUCCCCCCAGGCAUCCAACCCCAUCACUACACUGACGCCUCCGGCAAACAAUCAACAAUAUACCUAGUAACCUGGGCCGACGACCACGACACCCUCAACCCCCAGAACUACACCCACGCCUCUCGCCUCGCAGCAACCCUAAACGUAACAGCCCUAGCCUUCAUCGUCGGCGCAGCAUCAUCGAUCGAAUCGGGCGUGUUACCGCAGAACGCAGCUGCGUUUGGUGUUAGCGAUGUCGUUGCUUCGCUGGCGACGGGGAUCUAUUUACUAGGUUUCGCGGCGGGAUCGCUGGUCUCGGGGCCGUUGUCUGAGGUUCUGGGGAGGAAUGCCGUGUAUGCGGGAUCUUUGACGCUGUUUAUGAUUUGGGAAAUGGCGAGUGGUUUGGCGCCGAAUAUCGGUGCGCAAUUGGCGUUUCGAUUUUUAGCGGGGAUAUUCGGGUGUCCACCAUUGACUUGUGCGGGGGGGACGGUGGCUGAUUUGUGGAAUCCGCUUGAGAAAACGCUGUUGUUCCCUAUGUAUGCGAUUUUAUCCUUCGGAGGACCUAUACUUGGCCCCGUAAUCGCGUCAUGGAUGGGACAGGGUGUAUUGUCGUGGCGGUGGACGAGCUGGAUUAUCCUCAUUGCGUCGGGGCUAGUCAUGGCCACAGUCAUCCUCUUCCAGCCCGAGACGUACUCCCCCCUCUUAUUAAAAUGGAAAGCCCACCAGCUCCGCCUCCGAACAGGCGACAACCGCUUCCACGCGGAGAUGGAACUCGAGAAAACCGCGCUAUUCACACGCAUGACCGGCGCUUGUUUCCGGCAAUUCGAACUAACCAUGCACGAACCUAUCAUUUUGUUGAUAUCGCUAUACAUGACGAUAAUCUACAUCGUGCUGUUCACCUUCUUCGACGGAUACGAGUAUAUUUAUACCGAUGUGCAUGAUCUCUCGCAGGGCCUUACGAAUAUCGUCUGGGUGGCGAUGUAUUGCGGGAUUAUGCUGGUUGCGCUGCUUGUGCCGUUGGUUUAUCGGUGGACGAAGCGUGAGUUUGAGGCUGCGGAGGCGGAGGCGGAGCCUGGGGUCGAUGGGAAGAAGAAGGUCCAUACGAGGCCUGAGAAUAGGCUUUGGUUUGCUAUGAUGGGUGCACCGUUUAUCCCCAUUGGUCUUUUCUGGAUGGGUUGGACGGACUAUAGCAACAUCUCAAUCUGGUCCCCCAUCCUCGCCAGCACAAUCUUCGGCUUCGGCACCAUAACCGUCUUCAUCUCGUCUUACAUGUACAUUAUCGACUCCUACGAUAUCUACGCCGCCUCCGCACUCGGUUUCAUGACUGUAUCGCGGUACGCGGCGGCGGGCGGUAUGACGGUCGUGGGAGUGCCGUUUUAUAAGAAUAUGGGGGUGCAAUAUACACUUACGAUAUUGGGGUGUAUUAGUGCGGUUAUGACGGUUGUGCCGUAUGUUUUUUAUAGGUGGGGACAUGUUAUUCGAGGGUGGAGUCGGUAUGCUGUUAAUAAGUGAUCCUGCGGCGUAUGGCGUGCGGAGUGGGAUACAGGCAGGGUACAGAUUGGGUGUCUGUAUAGAGUGCGAGUGCGGAGUGAGUAUCCGUAAAGAGUACA